ACUAUCUAUGGUGCCAUGGUAUCUGAGGAUUCUGAUAAAGCUUACAUCAGUGUUUUGUGCUCACACGUUUUCAAGUCCAUCUACAGAGAAAAUCAGCCGCAUAUUGUGAUAGGAGAUAUUCUUAUUCCCAUUCCACCAGACACCUUAGCCACCAAAGACUAUGUAGACUGGUUUCAGCAGGUGGCCGAAAGUAAAGGAAGACUCAAUGGUUUACAUGUGAACACAGCU
Messenger RNA from Candidula unifasciata, 228 nucleotides. Lineage: Eukaryota; Metazoa; Mollusca; Gastropoda; Stylommatophora; Geomitridae. The record is from the annotation of a GenBank genome assembly.